This is a messenger RNA of Vespula pensylvanica (western yellowjacket), 813 nucleotides long. It is a transcript of the gene l(1)10Bb, whose product is annotated as protein BUD31 homolog. The record is from RefSeq and is a predicted model, not a curated record. The transcript has 4 exons. NCBI's taxonomy places the organism in Eukaryota, Metazoa, Arthropoda, Insecta, Hymenoptera, Vespidae. Gene Ontology annotation, biological process: mRNA splicing, via spliceosome. Bases 305 to 739 code for a protein of 144 amino acids. Gene Ontology annotation, cellular component: spliceosomal complex; nucleus.
GUUUAUUCAUGAAGUCAGACAUGAUAACAGAUUGCAAAAUAACGAAACAUAGUCACAGAUGCUCUGGCAAGAAUUAACAUCAUUGAUACAGUAAUCAUCGUUAUUGAGAUACACAUAUGUUUACUCUGUUAACAAGCAAAUAUCCAACGACACAUGGCACUUUAUACCGGAAUCCAAUAUUGAAUGAAGUGUCUCACAAAAUCCAAUAUCAUCAAACCCUUGGUAACUCAGGUAGGAGUAUCUCAUAAACAUUGGACUCGUUUAAAAUCGUAAGCAAUACAAUAUUCAGUGAUUCGUAGACAAGAUGCCAAAGGUACGAAGAAGUAAAAAAUCUCCACCUGAUGGUUGGGAAUUAAUUGAACCUACGUUAGAAGAACUGGAACAAAAGAUGCGCGAAGCCGAAACAGAGCCACACGAAGGUAAACGUAAACAGGAAUCUUUAUGGCCGAUAUUUAAAAUUCAUCAUCAAAAAUCACGAUAUAUAUAUGAUUUAUUUUAUAGACGAAAAGCUAUAAGUCGUGAAUUGUAUGAUUAUUGUCUGAAUGAAAACAUAGCAGACAAAAAUCUUAUAGCAAAAUGGAAAAAAGUUGGAUAUGAAAACUUAUGUUGUUUGCGUUGUAUACAAACACGUGAUACUAAUUUUGGUACGAAUUGUAUUUGUCGUGUACCAAAAGGAAAAUUAGAAGAAGGUAGAAUAGUAGAAUGUAUACAUUGUGGUUGCAGAGGAUGUUCUGGUUGAUAUGUACCUUUAUUGAUUAAGAUAUUAUAAGAUAUUAUAAGAAUUAUCAUAAUAAUAAUAUCGAUCACUUAUUA